Columba livia (rock pigeon) is the source of this 3237-nucleotide messenger RNA. It is a transcript of the gene JAZF1, whose product is annotated as JAZF zinc finger 1. The transcript is spliced from 5 exons. Gene Ontology annotation, cellular component: nucleus. Lineage: Eukaryota; Metazoa; Chordata; Aves; Columbiformes; Columbidae. The record is from RefSeq and is a predicted model, not a curated record. Bases 273 to 1004 code for a protein of 243 amino acids.
GGGCAGCACAGCUGUUACAGAGCCGCGCUGGUCCCUCCUCCCAGCUGCGGCUGCCUCAUCUCCCCCCACCCAGCCCGUCCCUCCCCUCCGCCGCUCCCGACGCUGCUGCUGCUGCCGCCGCCGCCACCUCCUCCUCCCCACCCCCACCCUCUCUCUCUCGCUCCCCAUCUCUCUCUCUCUCCGUCCCGUUCCCCCCUGCCCCCGCCUCUCCCCGCCCUGCCGCCGCCGGCCCUGGCAGAGCAGGCACCGCAGGGGGAUCUCGAUGUAACACCAUGACAGGCAUCGCCGCCGCCUCCUUCUUCUCCAACGCCUGCAGGUUCGGGGGCUGCGGGCUCCACUUCCCAACCCUGGCGGAGCUCAUCGAGCACAUCGAAGACAACCACAUCGAUACAGACCCACGUGUAUUAGAGAAACAAGAACUUCAGCAACCAACCUAUGUUGCUUUAAGCUACAUUAACAGAUUUAUGACCGAUGCAGCUCGACGUGAGCAGGAGUCUUUGAAGAAGAAGAUUCAGCCAAAACUCUCUUUGACUUUAUCAAGCACAGUGUCCCGUGGGAAUGUAUCUACUCCACCUCGCCACAGCAGCGGAAGCCUUACUCCUCCAGUCACCCCUCCAAUCACUCCCUCCUCUUCGUUUCGCAGUAGUACUCCUACAGGUAGUGAAUAUGACGAGGAGGAAGUAGACUAUGAAGAAUCGGACAGUGAUGAGUCCUGGACUACAGAAAGUGCUAUCAGCUCAGAAGCUAUCCUUAGUUCCAUGUGCAUGAAUGGAGGGGAUGAGAAACCUUUUGCCUGUCCUGUUCCUGGAUGUAAAAAAAGAUAUAAGAAUGUGAACGGUAUAAAGUACCACGCCAAGAACGGCCACAGAACGCAAAUCCGCGUACGCAAACCAUUCAAAUGUCGCUGUGGAAAGAGUUACAAGACAGCUCAGGGCCUGCGGCACCACACAAUCAAUUUCCACCCCCCCGUGUCUGCUGAGAUUAUCAGGAAGAUGCAGCAAUAACAUGCUGGUCACAAAUGUGCCAAGAAAUCCUCACCAGCAGUUGCUGAUUUUCAGAACAGCCACCUUUUUCAGGGGAAGCAUUCAGCAACCCUUUAAAAACAAAAAUUAAAUGCAUGCUUUAAAGUUUUCUGUAAUUUUGGAAUGAUGUAUCUUUGUAGAGUUAAUGAUUUUGUACAUUUGCACAUGUAAUCAUCAUACCCAUUUUCAUUACUUUGAGAUAAGGUGCUAUAAAAAGCUAUAGGUUCUUCAGAACAUUUUUCUCCAAAACAAAAGAGAAAUGGGGGGAGGGAGGGGGCGUUGCAUUUGUAGUUGUACCCGAGUGUUGAAGGGGAGCGAGAGGAGGAGAGCUUGGCGCUGACACCCUGUCACGGUUGUACCGUGAUGAAGGCUUUUUCAACGCGUCCGUCAAUGUGUGUGCAAAACCAAAACAAGACCCACCCUCGUCAAACUAGAGUUAACAUGCCUUACGUAAUGGAGUUAUCAGUGGAGUAGCAAGUCUUUUAGGUAAUGGAAAUAUAAAUAAGAAAGAAUGUUUAACAUAAUAUGCUAAAAAUAUUUUCAUACUUAAAUAACAUACAUAAAAAGGUGUGCUUGCUGUAUUUUAUAUUAUCUUGCAAAUCUUUGGUUUUUUUUUUUUCCCCUCUUGAAAUGCUGAAAAUCUUGCCAUUCGAACUAGUGAACAAUCACUUUAGUGUUAGUAGAAAUUGCUACUUUUUUUUGGGUUUUUUUUUGGUACAAGAUGUCACAUUAUGUUCAUGCCCAUCAAACUUUUGAGGACCAACAUCCCAGUCCAACUAAAUAGUUACCCCUGAGCUAUCUCUUAGAAAGACACUUGGAAAUACUUAAGUGCAAAUUUAUGUGUGUGUGAGAAACAAUUAUCUUCAUCUCAGAUGAAGUUUUAAAGCACUUUGUAGUUCUAUAUUGCCAACAGAUUUAAUGUUUUAUGUGUUGCCAAUUCUUGCAACUACUGUACGAGCGUGUGCCCGUGGUUGCAAAUAAAAAUCGAAAAUUCUACAUGUGGUUUAAGGAGGUCCAUUAUUUGUGUGGAGGGAGUUGCUAAUGCCUCUCCCUCACGUUCAUUGUAUUUUGAGACUUUUAUUUCCUUUGUGCAUUUAUUUUGCUUCUCAUUGUAGGUCACUGCAUCCCAUUUGGAAGUGUCUGUUUAGCUUUACGAUUAAUUUUGCUGAAAUAUGACAUAUGAGCCUUACUGAAGAUUUAAAGUGCUUCUUGCAGCAGGCGGUCAGAGACUGACUAAGAACAAAAGCCAACCUGAGGGCGGUUCGUGUCUGGACCAAACCUGAAUGUUUGCUCCUGCCUUGCGUGUUUUUCUCUCCCAAGUGCUAUUCCUGGAGUUUGGGGGGUGACAGGGGGGCACCGCCUGCCCUGCCCCAGCCUGGAACCACGUCUCACAUGGUGAGGGUCAGGGAGGAACUCACAGUGUUGAACACAGUAAUGGCCUUUGCUCAGUUCCUGUUGCUUUAAGUGCAAAGGAAAGCUCAAAGACAGACAGAAUGAGCCUUCCCUUCAUUUUUUUUUUCCAAAGCUUUAAAGGAAAACUUUGUGAGGAUGACAAUUACCUAUUCUCCAGCAGAGCCUCAGUCUCAUUUAAACCCUUAGGAAUCAUCCUAAUGAAUAAGCCUUUUGAACAUGCCUGCUUGACCUAAACCAUGAGUUUUUCUGAUCCCAUUGAGGUGACAGCGCUUGUACCGCCCAGCGCUGUGAGCCGGGGCUGAAGGAUGAUGAUCCAGACAUGAGCUGCUGCUGCACACAAGGCCCCAGGUGGCCCCUUCCCACCUUCUGCAGUUUUGGCCAGCACAUCUGGCCAGCAAAGCCCUUCUGGCUCUGCUCCUGGUGCAAGAAACCACAGGCUGGGUAAGUUCCUUCAACAGCUAAACAGUCAUAAAACAUCAUUGUUGCAUGUAAAUUCCUUUCAGCGAUGAAAAAAAAGAAAAAUUCCAGUUUCUAUUUACCUAUUCAUUGUGACAGUAUUAUUAAACAGGUAAAGAUGGGACUAUUUUGUUAUACUGUGUAUAGUGAAUGUAUUGUACUGUGUCUGUGAAAAGUGUGCUUUAAAUUAUAUUUUCAUAUGUUUUGUUGGGGACAAAGUACUUUAAGUUUGAAAGUGACAGAGGUUUGUUUUAGAACUGAAGGCAACUUAAAGAAUUCCUGUCAAGAAAGCUGCUUAUAAAUGUAAAUCAAAUCACAUUUAAAAUAAACUGCCUCUGACCUAAAA